AUGGAAGCCCUUCGCAACAUGCAGGCCGCUGAAUUCGUAAGAACGACUCGUAUUUCAGACGGUGGCCAGCGAUUGGACCAAGAGGUGCCACCUACUGAGUUGGUGACCGGUGACAUCAUCUUCUUGGAGCCUGGUCAGCGGGUCCCCGCGGAUGUGAGAAUCAUCCAUUGCAGCACUGGCAUGGAGGUCGACAAUGCGGCACUGACAGGCGAGACGAUACCUGAACCUCGCAGUGCCAACGCCGAGCUGCCUGCAGUGCCGGCCACAGAGGCCGAGGGGCAUCCGAAAUCGAGAGCAUGUUGGGACAGGGAGGGACGGAGGAGGCCCCUGACGAAGGCUCACUGCCUGGCCUUCUUUGGCACCUCGGUGCUGAAGGGAACUGCAACCUGCGUCGUCUGUGCCACCGGUGAUGGCACCUUCUUAGGCCAAAUCGCGAAUACCAUGAAGAAGGGCUCGCCCCGUUCUUCGCUGGAAGUGCAGAUGGAAAGCUUCGUGCACACCAUUGCAAAAGUUGCGGGUGGAGUGGCUGCAUGCGUUCUCCUGGCAAAUCUGGCGCCACCCCUGAACAGCACAGAGGCCAUCAAGACCAGAGCUAGGCCCCGAUGGCUUCCCAGUGCCUGCUCGGUAGCAUUUGCGGGCACUUUGAAGGUUUUGGCCCUGGGGAAGAAGCUGCUUCACCGCCCUUGUCUUCAGUCUCGCCUCGUUCGACCCUGCACGGCGUCGCCGAAGGAAUCCGAGCCACUUGUGCACCCUGUCUUCGUUUCAGAGAUGGUGCCGCACCUGACGAGCAACGGCCGCUUCGAGUUGGCAAUCCUUCCGGACCCAGACUUUCCGGACUGCCAGCUUUCUGUAGUGGUCAGAUCAGGGGAGUUCUACAAAGGAGAUCCUGCUUUCUUGGUGGUGGUCGGAGCUCAGCUUCCGGAGAAGCUUGGAAAGGCCUCCGGCUGGGACGGGCUGCUUUCCGAGAGCGGCUUCGUCGUGAAGCCAACUCACUUCGGAAGACAGUAUUUGUCAAACGGGCUGCUUUUGCCAAGGACUUUGGUGGAGGAUUUUGCUCCGGAAGAUGCCUUACUUGACCCUCGAGCUUUGACGACAGCACUGAGAGUCGAAGGGCCUCCAACUCGAUUUCGUGCUCAGAGUUUCCUCCUGGAAGUUGGGUUCGAUGGGUCAUGCUACUAUGGCUCGCAGAGCACAGGUGCUGAAGAGUCGCGCCCGACUGUGCUCGGCCAGAUCAUGCAGGGUGCCGAGAAGCUUGGCUGGGUUUGCGCGCAGCCGGGUUCGCGAACGGGUCGCAGCCAGUGGGCCUGCCUGAGCCGUGUAGAUGCCGGUGCGAGCGCUCGCAGCUUCCUCUUGACAACACCACCUCUGCUCAAGCCGCUGGCGAACGAGUUGCCAGGUCCAAUCGAGGCAGCUCGUGCGCUGUCCUCGGAGCUCCCGGCCAGCAUUCGCAUUCAUCGAGCGCUGCUUAGACCUCGGGGCGUGAAUCUGCGCCACACCCACAAUGUGACCAGAGAAUACGGUUAUUUCUUUCCUCUCCGGUGGAUAGACGGGGACAUCGAGGGCCUUCGGGAGAUACUUCAGCAGUUUACUGGUGACCACUGCUUUGCCAAUUUCACGGAGUUGAAGAAGUUGGAAGGGCUGAAGAAGAAAAUUCAGCGAAGUCCCCAGCUCCAAUCAUGGGCUCAUAGUCUCCAAAGCUGGAAGAGGUCGAGGCGGGAUGCCAACUACAGCGCUGACGCUGGAGCAAUUUCAUCUUUGCAGGUGCACAGAUCCAUGCGAGCAGCGUGUGAGCGAACCGUUCUCAGGGCACAUGCAGAGAAGAUUCCCGGGACCCAUUUGGGCUGCAUCCAGGUGCAAGGUGAUGGAUUCCUAUACAACAUGGUGCGAUAUAUUGCUGGCUCUGCUUUGGCCGUUCACUCCGGGAAGCUUGCUGCCGCCACCCUGCAAGCUGCUCUAGCAUCAUUUCUCGCAGUGGAUCUUUCCGAACAUCUGGCACCAGCCACGGGCCUUGUGCUCUUACGCCAAUACACAGAGGAGGAGUGGUUAUCCCUGAGAUCACAGGAGGCGGAAGCAUCUGCAGAAGAUUUCAUGAGGCAGCAGCUGCUGCCAAGGAUUGAGGGGGCUUGGAUGUCUGCAGGUGACGUGAGGCGAGCGGAGAAACCGGAUAGCAUCGUCCAGGAUGUCCAGGCAUGCUCGGCCGGUGAGGCUAUCAAGUGCCACGGAAAUCCGCGGCAGGCUGCCUUUCAUUAUGGGCUUGGAGGGCCCAAGGGCUUGGAGGGCCAGGCAUGGCUGCAGAGCCCUGCCUUGGAAGUGACUGGGGACGGUGCUUCCGUCUUUUGUUCCGACAAAACUGGAACAUUGACGACUGGCGAGAUGACAGUGCAGCACGUUCUGGUACCGGCCGCAGGUGGAGCUUCACUUUUCAGCAUGCAGCAGCUGCAGGCUGAAGUUGUUCGAGGAGACGUGCGCUUGCAGCAGCUUGCAGCUGCUGCACUUACGAACAACAGUGUUCAGGCUUCGUCUGGGGCUGGCGCUGCCCAGGUGGUGGGCUCCCCCACUGAAGUCGCCAUUUGUAGAGCAGCUGCAACUAUGCUGGGAAAGCCGCUGAAAGAGGCGGUGGCUUUUCCUGCGCGCAAGGAUGUGGUUUUCGACAUUCCGUUCAACUCGGAGAACAAGUGGAUGCUUACGGUGCACAGACUUGGGUCAGAGGACCCUUCUUACGAGGUGAUCGUGAAGGGUGCGCCUGAGAGAGUGCUGGAAUUGUGCACGGCCGACGAGCAAAUUUUCAGCAACCUGCGCAGCUGGGAUGCAACUGUCUGGUUUCAUCAGUCGAAAUGGAGUUGCACGCUGCUGCCGGCUGUUGUGUAUCGUGUGUGCCGAGGAAGCCUCAUGGACAGGGGACUGCGCGUGCUUGCCCUGGCUGGACGAAGACUCAGUGCCCAAGACAUUCCACACAAAGGCGAGUUCCAAGGUGGCGACCUGAAUAGCUGCAACUUCCCUUUGCAAGACUGUAGCUUUCUCGGCUUCUUCGCGAUGGAGGACCCUCCGCGUCCAGGCGUCCGUGAAGCUGUUGAGAAGGCUCACUCCGCAGGUGUCAAGGUGGUGAUGGUCACAGGGGAUCAUGGGGACACCGCCAAAGCCAUCGCCAAGAGAUUGAACAUCCUCUCUAGCACGACGAAGCUAUCCCGGGAGAGCGAGCGCUUUCAGGAGUUGGACGAGUUUCUGCCGCUCGACGAUGGGUUUGCUCGUCUUGAGUCAGACGGCAAGGAGUUCUGGCGCGAAGCGGUUGUGCACACGAGGGUGUUUGCCCGCGUUUCGCCUUUGCACAAGCGGAUCAUCGUCCAGGCCUACCAAACCUUUGGCCAGCAGGGCUUUGGCGAUGUCGUUGCAAUGACUGGAGACGGCGUCAAUGAUGCGCCAGCUUUGAAGCAAGCCGAGGUGGGGAUUGCCAUGGGGAUCCGGGGGACGUCUGUGGCGCAGGAUGCUGCGGACAUCAUUCUGCUCGAUGACAACUUCUCUUCUGCGAUCUCAGGCAUGGAGCAGGGUAGACUUGCGAGUGAGAACUUGCAGAAGUCGAUCAUGUAUACGCUGUGUUCCAAAGUGCCGCAAGCGUUACCUGCUUUCUUCGAAGUCUUCGGACUGCCUGAAGCACUUGCCGCAGUGCAGGUCUUGCUUAUCGAUAUUGGCACGGACAUUUGGACUGCAGUCGCCUUUGCAGCUCAAGGUCCCGAAACUUCGCUGAUGAACAGAUCACCACGGCAUCCACGACUGGAGCGCAUGAUAAGCUCAAAGAUCCUGUUGUACAGUUAUGGCUAUAUCGGGGUGCUGCAGGCUGUAUUCUGCUGGAUGAUGUACUUUUUGGCCACCGAAGGACUCGCCAACCAAAUACGGACGCAUGACGACCUGACAUACUACACGCCGGAGGAGACAAUGUGGCAAAAAGUCUUGGAGAAGCGGGGUAUGACCGUCUACUACUGGACGCUGGUGCUUGGGCAGGUGGCGGCUGCGCUGGCCUCUACGACCAAGCGGCAGCCACUUUUUGGUUCAGGUGGCUACGGCUUUCCGAACCAAAUCCUCAACAUCACUCUUUGCUGCGAAGUGGUGCUGAGCCUCAUGGUGAUGCACAGCUCCACGCUGAGGGGAGCUUUCGAGAUGGAGCGCCUCGAUUUCUGGCCUUCGCUGGUGUUGCCCGUCUUCGCACUGCCUGGCAUCCUCGCUGUAGAGGAGGGUCGCAAGCGCUUCGGCCUGGGCUUUUCCUUCUUGCAUUGUUUAACAAAGGCGUUUUGGCAGGGGUUUGAGCCGCGGCUGACGUGCAAGGGGCUGUCUAUGACCGCCCGCUGGCGCGCGUGUUGGCUGCUGCUGCUCCUGCAUGUAUGCCCAAGGAGCGUGCUGGCCUACCCCUGCGAGGCAGAAAUCGCAUCAGCUUGCCCCGACAGUCCAAAAUCAGACCUGGUAACAUGUCUGAAGGAUGCAGGCCAACACGAGACACCGACCGAGAUCUCUUCCGAAUGCACUGAUUUUAUGGCGCUCAACUCAGCCUGCGCAGACGAGAUAGAGCAGCUUUGUGACGAGGAGUUCUUUGCCGAGGAGACCAUGCCCUGCUUGAUGAGAUACCGUGCUUCUGACGAGGAGAUUUCGGAGAAAUGCCAGUCGGUGAUGCGUUGGGCGCUCCCUGCAGACGAGGAGGAGGCCGAGGCUGUGACCGACGAGUUGGGUAUGUCAGAGAAGGACCGACAGGAAAAGGAGGAGUGGCGCGAGAAACGGAAGAAGGAACGCGAAGCAGCCAUUGAACGGAUGAAGAUGAAGGAGGUUGAUGCAAAGAAGGAAGCAGAGAGAAGAGAGCUGGAAAAGUUCAAGGAAGAGAACCCUGAGGCUUUUGCGGACAUGAAGAAGCAGCAGGAAGAGGAACAGAGACAACAGGCCGAGCAGAAGAAAAGGGAAAGGCUUAUGAAGGCUGCGUGGGAGCGGAAGAAGCGGAUUGAGGCUGGUGAAGACCCAGAUGCAGAAUCAGGGCCCUCUCCUCCGAGCAGGGGCUCCGCCGGCCCGAGCAGAAAGCCGAAGGCUUCGAGCUCCUGGUACAGCACGAUCGCCGCCUUGAUCGUUUUGGUCGUCAUUGCUGGAAUAGGUUAUGUUGCAGUCACAGGCACAGGCAAAGCCGCUGGAGCUGGCGGAGGCCGUGGCGGAAAGGGAAAGAAGAAGAGCUUUGGCUGCAGAUCGGCUCCCACAAACACGGCGCAGAAACAUCGCAAAUGUGUCACCGAGGAGAUGACCGCAACGAGGUUCUUCAGGUUCAUGCUGCCUGAUGCAGGCUCCGUGGCGCUGGAGCUUGCGCGUGGUUGUGCUCAGAACAGCUUUUUUUCAGGCCUGCAGCCUGGUCUGAUGCCGACUGCUAUGGCGAGCCUGGGAUAUGCCGUGCCUUGA
Messenger RNA from Symbiodinium sp. CCMP2592, 5421 nucleotides. NCBI's taxonomy places the organism in Eukaryota, Dinophyceae, Suessiales, Symbiodiniaceae. The record is from the annotation of a GenBank genome assembly.